GACACUGAUCGUCAACUGCCAAGCUUCACGUACGGACAAACUUCACACACAUUAUGUAGCAGAGAGUCAGAGACUGUAUAAACCCUAGCAAGUUCAGGUUUGUCAGCAGUUGCAUCCUGUAGUCUAGGGGCGUUGUUCAAGGAGAAGGUGAAUAUUUUGAUGCAAUGGGGGUUUCGCGGUCUUCCAGAGAAGAGGUGGGUAUGAGUGGUAAGGAUGACCAGGACAAGAUCUCUGAUGAGGGUGAUAUGGACGUUGAUGAUGAUGAUGGUAUUUUUGAUGACUUCGGUUUAAAAGAGCUGGGGGAAGAAUAUCUAAAAAGUUUCUGUAGAAAGGCAGCUAUGUCUUUUUUCAAGCAGUAUGGUCUGAUUAGCCAUCAGAUCAACUCAUACAACCAUUUCAUUAGAAAUGGUCUCCAGAAGGUCUUUGAUUCUUUUGGUAAGAUGGAUAUUGAACCAGGCUUUGACCCAUCAAAGAAGGGGGAAGAUGGUGAAUGGCGUUAUGCUUCUGUGACAUUUGGAAGGGUCUCACUUGAUCGGCCUGCCAUUUGGACUGGUAGUGGAGGCAGCGAACAGAAACUGCUGCCCAGGCAUGCCAGGCUUCAAAACAUGACAUAUUCAUCCAGAAUGAAGGUCAAUGUCACUUUUCAGGUAUAUACAAAGAAACUUGUUAGAAGUGACAAGUUUAAAACUGGAAGAGAACAAUUUCUUGAGAAUGAUGUUUUAUUUAAUGAGGAAAGGGAAAUCAUAAUUGGGAGGAUCCCUGUUAUGGUAAGAUCAGAGUUGUGUUGGAUGCAUGAAGCAGAAAAAGAUGAUUGUGAUUUUGAUCAUGGUGGCUAUUUUCUGAUCAAGGGUGCAGAGAAGAUAUUUGUUGCUCAAGAGCAAAUUUGCAUGAAAAGACUAUGGAUUUUAAAUAACCAGGGUUGGACAGUUUCAUACAAGUCAGAAGUGAAGAGGAAUAGACUGAUUAUUAGACUUGAGGAGAUUUCAAAUUCCGAGGAUGUUAAGGAAGUUGGCCGAACAAAAAAAGACAUCAAGGGAGCAGAGAAACUGUUAACUGUAUAUUUCCUGUCUACUGUAAUCCCUGUUUGGAUUUUAUUUUUUGCCCUCGGUGUCUCAUCAGACCGAGAAGUUGUAAAUCUGAUUGAUUAUGAGAACAAUGAGGCUGGCAUAUCAAACAUACUAUUUGCCUCCAUUUGUGAUGCUGAUAAAAAUUGUGAGGGAUUUCGUAGAAGGAAUAAUGCUCUUUGUUAUUUACAUAAAUUGAUAGAGGAUACCAAAUUUCCACCUGAGGAAAAAGGAGAUGUUGAGAAGUGCAUUGCCUUGUAUCUUUUCCCUGCACUUUGCGGCCUUAAACAAAAGGCUCGUUUUCUUGGGUAUAUGGUGAAGUGCCUUUUACAAGCUUAUUCUGGCCGCAGAAAAUGUGACAAUAGAGAUGAUUUUCGAAAUAAGAGGCUGGAGUUGGCUGGUGAGCUCCUUGAGCGAGAGCUCAAAGUGCAUAUUGCACAUGCAAGGAGGCGUAUGACCAAGGCUUUGCAAAGAGAUCUUUAUCCAGGGCGCACUGUGCGGCCUAUUGAGCAUUACCUUGAUGCAUCUAUUAUCACAAAUGGGCUUUCAAGAGCAUUUUCAACUGGAGCAUGGUCACAUCCUUUUAAGAGGAUGGAAAGGAUUUCUGGUGUUGUUGCGAAUCUUGGACGGGCAAACCCACUGCAAACGUUGAUUGAUCUUAGGAAAACACGCCAACAGGUUGCCUACGCCGGGAAGGUUGGAGAUGCUAGAUACCCGCACCCUUCUCACUGGGGCAGACUUUGCUUUCUCUCCACUCCUGAUGGUGAAAAUUGUGGACUUGUGAAAAAUCUUGCUAUCACAGGACUUGUCAGUACUGACACUUUAGAUCCUUUAGUUGACACGUUGUUUGAUUGUGGCAUGGAGAAGCUAGUGGAUGAUGCUACAACUUCACUAAAUGGGAAAUUUAAAGUGUUUCUGAAUGGGGAGUGGGUUGGCGUUUCUGAAGAUUCGCUCUCGUUUACCGCUGAGUUAAGAGGAAAAAGGCGGAAGAAAAAAUUACCACAUCAGAUGGAAGUUAAAAGAGAUGAGAAGCAAGGAGAAGUGCGUAUCUUUGCUGAUGCUGGAAGGAUUCUGCGUCCCCUUCUGGUAGUUGAGAAUCUGGACAAGAUAAAAGCACUGAAAAGGGAAAACUACACCUUUCAGACUCUUUUGGACAAGGGGAUAAUUGAGCUUGUUGGAUGCGAAGAAGAAGAGGACUGUCCUACUGCAUGGUCUUUCAAGUACCUUCUGGCAGAAGUUGAAGGGCAGCAACGCGUCAAGUAUACUCAUUGUGAGCUUGACGCAUCAUUUCUGUUGGGAUUGAGCUGUGGGAUAAUUCCAUUUCCAAAUCAUGACCAUGCAAGGAGGGUUCUGUACCAAGCACAGAAGCAUUGUCAACAGGCCAUUGGGUUUUCUACAACAAAUCCCAAUAUAAGAGUUGAUACUCUGUCACAGCAAUUGUACUACCCCCAAAGGCCACUCUUUCAGACAAUGUCUGCUGAUUGUCUUGGACAGCCGGGAGCUUCUCUUGGUCGCACUCAAAUACUUCCAAAGCCUGAAUUGUUCAAUGGCCAGAAUGCUAUUGUUGCAGUGAAUGUUCACCUUGGAUACAACCAGGAGGAUUCCUUGGUUAUGAACAGUGCCUCUCUACAACGUGGUAUGUUCCGUUCUGAACAUAUAAGAAGUUAUAAAGCAGAAGUUGACAACAAAGAGGAAAGCCAGGAGAAGAGACGAAAACUAGAGGACCAUGUAAAUUUUGGGAAAAUCCAAAGUAAGAUUGGCCGUGUAGAUAGCCUUGAUGAUGAUGGUUUUCCUUAUAUUGGUGCCGAGCUGCUGAGUGGGGACAUUGUCAUAGGAAGGUGUGCUGCAUCUGGGGCUGAUCACAGUGUAAAACUGAAGCACACUGAAAGAGGCAGAGUCCAGAAAGUUGUUCUAUCAUCAAAUGAUGAUGGGAAAAACUUUGCUGUAGUAUCUCUGAGACAGGUUCGUUUUCCCUCUCUAGGGGACAAGUUCUCAAGCAUGCAUGGACAGAAAGGUGUUCUUGGAUUUCUGGAGGCUCAGGAGAACUUUCCUUUCACAGGACAAGGAAUUGUCCCAGAUGUGGUAAUUAAUCCACAUGCAUUUCCUUCACGUCAAACACCAGGCCAACUCUUGGAGGCUACUCUAGCAAAGGGGAUUGCCUGUGGUGGGUCAUUGAGACAUGCCACCCCGUUCUCCACCUCUGUUGGUGCCAUUACAGUUGAGGCCAUUGAAGAGCAGUUGCAUAGGGCUGGAUUUUCAAGGUGGGGAAAUGAGAGACUCUAUAAUGGUCGAACUGGCGAGAUGGUUCAUUCCCUGAUUUUUAUUGGCCCAACAUUCUAUCAGCGACUAGUCCACAUGGCCGAAGAUAAAGUCAAAUUCCGGAACACUGGCCCCGUCCACCCACUUACAAGGCAGCCGGUUGCUGACAGGAAACGUUUUGGUGGCGUCAAGUUCGGGGAAUGGAGCGGGACUGUCUCAUUGCUCAUGGAGCAUCAGCUAACUUACAUGAACGCAUCUUCACACUUAGUGAUUCCUCCCAGAUGCACAUUUGUCAGAAGUGUGAAAAUGUUGCAAGUGUGAUACAGCGGACGGUGCAGGGCGGUCACAAGAUUAGAGGGCCAUACUGCAGGUUGUGUGAGUCCGCCGAUGGUAUUGUCAGGGUAAGUCUUCCAUAUGGCGCCAAGUUAUUAUAUCAGGAGCUUUUCUGUAUGGGCAUCAAUCUCAAGUUCAAAACCCGGAUAUGUUGAGUUUGUGGGGUUUAUCUGUUGGCUGCAUAACUUUUUGGAACUUGGUAUGUUACUGCAUCCCUAACACCUGCAGUUGGGUUUAUCUGUUGGCUGCUAAACUUUUUGGAACUUAACACCUGGAGUUUUCCAGUGGUGAUUUUGUGUAUAUAAGUUGUCUAAACUUGGGAUGUUACCAAAUGUGUAAGCCAACGUACUUCCUGAAAACAGUAGUGAUUAACGGGUAUAAGAGAAGCACCAUAUGAUAAAUGAUGUUGACCAUU
Rubroshorea leprosula is the source of this 4071-nucleotide messenger RNA. The record is from the annotation of a GenBank genome assembly. Lineage: Eukaryota; Viridiplantae; Streptophyta; Magnoliopsida; Malvales; Dipterocarpaceae.